Messenger RNA from Lachancea fermentati, 837 nucleotides. Lineage: Eukaryota; Fungi; Ascomycota; Saccharomycetes; Saccharomycetales; Saccharomycetaceae. The record is from the annotation of a GenBank genome assembly.
AUGGUUAACAGCUUAGACGAUAAUAUCAUCGUGCGCAAGAAUUUGAUGCUGCUGGACAACGUCACAAAUCUGGAACGCCCCGCCGUGGAUUAUUUUCAUUACGACUUUGCCAGCACGGACAACUUGGCAAUGCCACAGACUUGGAAUCUUCUCUGCAAGGUGGGCAAGUAUAAGGUGCUUCGGCUGCCUAGUUGCUCUCUUGAAGACGACAUGGACUACAACAUGUAUCUAAAGCGUCUGCAUCACUGUCUCUGGAGACGGUGGUCCAUGAACCAGUUCCAUCUCACCAAAAAGAAGAUUGAUCCUCUGCGAAUCAACUGGAACAAAGAACUCGACAUGACUGUUUUGUACGGACCUGAAGUGGCUAACACCAAUUCCGUAUCGCGUAUCACGAAGGAUACCGCAUUUCUCGACAAGCCAGCUAUGGUUGAUGACAGCUUGGAAGAGAAGCUUUCCGAUGAAAAGUUAUGUUACUCUUCGUCCCUAGAAUCUCGCGAUUCAUCGAUCUUUGAUCAAAUUCCACACGGGUCCUGUCUCAAACGUACGCCAAGUGGCUCGGGGCCCAGGAAAAGUUUGCAUUUCAACAACCAUGUUCUCAGAAGAGACAUAGACUCUCAUGGAUCUUUCCAUGAACGGGAGGUUUUCAUUAAUGAUGCGUUUCCCAUCAGAGCAUACAGAAGACCUCAAAAAAACCUAACAGUUCGCUCCGACUGUUUUAUCAUCGGAUCACCUGAUGAUGAAUUUGAUAGCGAUAUUGACAUGUUGUAUGACGACGAUGAUGACUUUUACGAUGAUGACGAUGACGAUGAUGACAACAGAAUACGCUCGUAUUUCUGA